Molecule: messenger RNA, 968 nt
Organism: Rosa chinensis
Lineage: Eukaryota; Viridiplantae; Streptophyta; Magnoliopsida; Rosales; Rosaceae
Product: ethylene-responsive transcription factor 1
Exons: 1
Coding region: 129-770 (213 amino acids)
Biological process (GO): ethylene-activated signaling pathway; regulation of DNA-templated transcription
Molecular function (GO): DNA binding; DNA-binding transcription factor activity
Source: RefSeq, a predicted model, not a curated record
CAUUACAUUACACACCCUCAAAAAAUCAUUUCCAGCAAACCUACACAGACCUGAAACCCCCAUCAUCAAACUCUUCAAGAACACCUUGUUGUGUGCUUAUAUUGCAUUGUGUGAAGGUAGAAAUUAACAUGUACGGACAGACAACCCUAGAGUCAGUAGAUUCCGACUUGGCUCUUCUUGAAUCCAUUCGACAACACCUUCUAGGCGAUCAUAUGGAGCCUCCGGCAACCAUCUUCGGCGGCGACGUAGACGACAUCAUCCCCUUGUUUUUCCCCAGUUCUACUGCUGCUUCAACCUGCUUAAGUGGGCUUUUUACCACGGAGAACUGGUGGGAAUCGGCGCUAAAACCCGAGGACUCUGAAUCCGAAGCUGUAAGUACACCGGAGGAGGAGGAGGUUAAGUUGAGGAAGCAAGCUCAGAAUGCGUCGGUUAAACGUGAUGUGCACGCACCCAGGGUGGAGAGGCAUUUCAGGGGCGUGAGGAGGAGGCCUUGGGGGAAGUACGCGGCGGAGAUUAGAGAUCCGGCGAAGAAUGGCGCGAGAGUGUGGCUCGGGACUUACGAGACUCCCGAGGAUGCUGGUCUGGCUUACGACCGAGCUGCUUUCAAACUGCGCGGCUGUAAAGCCAAACUCAACUUUCCUCACUUGAUUGGCUCGAACAGCGUUGAGCCGGUUAGGGUUACCCCGAAGCGGCGGCGCUCGCCGGAACUGUCCUCUACGUCCUUGUCGGCAUCGGAGGACAACGAGUCUCCCAAGGCAAAGCGAAGAUAGAGCGUUAUGGGGUUAAUAAUUAAUCAACACCAUAUAGUACGAGUAAAUGUGAAAAUGCUUUUUUUGAUUAGGCGAUCGAGUUCUACAGGUCAUCCUUGCGUUCUUUUCUCGGUUCAUGUAAUUGCUAUUAACCAUGAGCAUUUUCUUUAUGUUAAUUAUUUUAAAUACGAGGAAGAUAAGGCCUCAAAUAUUCUCUUC